CCUCGCUGCUGUCGAUCGGGCCUCUUUGCAUCCUGCCUUUCGUGUACCUCCGCAUAGUUCGUUCCGCAUCCAUACGCUCUCCGUUUGCCCCGGUAUGUCGGGGAAUUAUGACUAUCCUCCCGCUUCCCGUCGUACCGCCCGAGGAAGCAGACCCAGUGAUCGUCUACAUCGGCCAAACGCGAACCGUCUACAGCAUCUACGGGAUUUAUUAAACACUGAUAGAAACCGAAGCACUUCCGCUCGAGCCUUGGAGACUCUUAACCAAGAGCUAGAGGAGUCUCGCUCCGAGCGCGCGAGGGACCGAUAUUCGUUUGAUCAAACCAGGGCAUUCGUGGAUCAGCAAAUUCGAGACCUACAAAGAGAGCAGGCUUCCAGGGGAGACCAUACUCAUGGUACGAGGUCAGGCCCGAUACAUCCAGGAUUGCAGAGGCUGCAAAAUCUGGACGCCGUAAUUAUGAAUCACGACCCAAGUCCUUCUGGAAUAUCACGGUCAAUCAGCAGAGCUUCGAGAUCCCGUGGCUUUAGAAGCAAUGACCGACCUGGCCGGACUAGAAGGAAUCGAGAUUCCAUCCUAGAUUCGCCGAUUCCUCAUAUAGAUUCGCCAUCCACCAUGCCUUUGGAACCGGAUCACGACACUCCAACGGACCGAUUGAGGGUCAAGCGCAGAAAGCUUGACUCGGAUGAUAACAGAGAGAACUUACAAAAUCUGAGAUAUGGACAAUACGGUCAAGUCGUGCCAGGAACGUUGAAAAUGGAGUUGGCCAGUUGCGAUGGGGGCACUUACGAACCCGUAUGUGAAACCUCCGGGCCGGAAAACAUCCUCUUGAAUGACUCGUCCGUAUAUUGCACAAAAUCGGACCGCUGUAAUCUGAUCCUGAAACAUCGUGGGGAGGCGCCAUUCUGUCUGAAGAAGCUCGUCAUCAAAGCGCCCAAAUCUGGCUAUGAUGCUCCGAUACAAGCAGGCAUGGUUUUCGUUUCUAUGUCAGCCGACGACCUUCUUGCUCGCACUUCUCAGUAUCAGAUUCAGUAUGCUGGCUCUCGGAGCCAUCGUGCUCAUCGGCGCAGCGGAAUGCAGCCGUCUCAGGAAUACAUGAAUUCAUAUCGAACUCCCCUACAGACCCUUGAACGAGAAUCUCUAGCCGGCUUCGACUCUCCUUCGGACUCAGAUACAGACACUAGUGAACCUGCCGGUGCCUCUCCCAGCUAUAAUACAGACCAGACAUCUGAGUUUCAUGUCACUACAUACUAUGACGAGCGCUCUGAUGGUACUGGGCUUGACAGGCCUGGAGACCACUUCUCCAUACCCCAGGCACCUGAACCGACAAGGUUGGAGAGGGUUGGCACGAUGUACCCAAUGAAUGAUGAUUUCCUCUGUUCGGACACUGAGGACAGCGGUAGUGAUGAGGACGACACUUCUGAGACCCACUCAUACAAUUCACGACGGCGUGAUCUGCAAAGGCAGGUACGGGCCAUGCGUCGUCAAUAUGCCUUGGAGCAAGAUGAAUUACCGCGGCGUCGUCAUGUUCCAAACACAAUACAGCCCAUACCACCAGCUGCCCCCUCGGCGCCGCACCCUGGACCAACUGCUCGUUCUACAGGCGUUGGACUGAUGAAACCCCUUGCUCAAUUCUUCAUCAAGCGGCCUAAGAGUAGCGUUAGCCUCAAUUUCGAUCCUCCACCAUCGGGCCGUUACAUCCUGAUAAAACUAUGGAGUCCGUACAAUGCCGGUAACAUAGAUAUUCAAAGCGUCGUUGCUCAUGGGUUUGCUGGGCCAAGGUUCUUCCCCGCCGCCGGGCUCAGAUGACCAAUGCCAAUUCCGCGAAGAAGCAAUGGUGCGAGAUAAUCCGGCAUCAAUCCAUGGUAUCGCUCUACUAUCUCAAUCCAGUCACAGGCCCGGCCAGGCGCAGCAUGGAUACUACCUGAGUACCGCAACUCAUAUAAUAGCGUGUGAUACGCUGCGUUGCGAAUAGUUGGGAUGCACACGGCCACUAGGCACCAUACGAAGUACGUAUAGACUCUGGCAGACUCUUCGUUAAAAAGGUCGCCCAGUCUAUAGUACUUUGUUAGCAGGUGCUAAAUGCGGUUUCGACCAUGGCUUUAAUGAGCAUGUCGCCCCGUGUUCUCUUGUACAUUUUUUGAUGAGCCUGAUACAUAUUAUCGCCCUUCCCAUAAUGAAAACGUGGGGGCGCAUCAUUUACCCAUCAUGAAAUCAAACUGUAGUGCAUGAAUACCGAAAACCUUCCUCUCUACAUACAGUAGUAUAUCGUACAAU
Molecule: messenger RNA, 2272 nt
Organism: Aspergillus versicolor CBS 583.65
Lineage: Eukaryota; Fungi; Ascomycota; Eurotiomycetes; Eurotiales; Aspergillaceae
Exons: 4
Coding region: 95-1804 (569 amino acids)
Source: RefSeq, a predicted model, not a curated record